Molecule: messenger RNA, 618 nt
Organism: Magnolia sinica
Lineage: Eukaryota; Viridiplantae; Streptophyta; Magnoliopsida; Magnoliales; Magnoliaceae
Exons: 1
Coding region: 85-618 (177 amino acids)
Source: RefSeq, a predicted model, not a curated record
UCAUAGGUGUCAUCGUUGUUGUUAUUGCUAAUUGUAGUAUUAUUGUCUUUGCUUAAUAUACUCAUUAGUCUACUUAGUAAGCUAAUGAUUUUUAUUUUUUAUUUUUUCUUUUGUUGUAUUGUUGGACAGAAUGAUCAAGGGCUGAGACAGGCCAUAUCCGACAUCACACCUGAAGUGGAGAAGAUUACUAAGAAUAUGAACCUCAGUGUCCAAAUUAAUGAUGUUGAGAAGGCUGAAUGUGAGUGUUGUGGGCUCUCUGAGGAUUGCACUCCUGCCUACAUUGGCCAAAUCAAGGACUUGUACUAUGGUAAAUGGGUUUGUGGACUAUGCUCAGAAGCUGUGAAAGAACAUAUGAAUAGAGUUCCAAAGAUAGCCAUGGAAGAAGCUGUGGAUUCUCACAUGAACUUUUGUAAGAAGUUCAACAGAACUGCAAGACUCAACCCAAAUCUCUCCUUGGCUGGUGCAAUGAGGGAGAUUGCAAGGAGAAGUUCCCAAUAUAGGAAUUCUAAGAGCCUGACCACAUCAAAGAUUGCUAGAACCAACAGCUGCAAUCCAAGGAUCAACUUUCAGAUCAACAGGCCGGGCAGUAACGAUCAUGUGGAAGCACGAAAAUACUGA